Messenger RNA from Helicoverpa zea (corn earworm), 3470 nucleotides. Its product is annotated as zinc finger protein 25-like. The transcript is spliced from 2 exons. Bases 688 to 2703 code for a protein of 671 amino acids. Gene Ontology annotation, cellular component: nucleus. NCBI's taxonomy places the organism in Eukaryota, Metazoa, Arthropoda, Insecta, Lepidoptera, Noctuidae. The record is from RefSeq and is a predicted model, not a curated record.
CUCGAAAAAUAUAAAUUAUUUAGAAAGAUUUGACGUUACGAAUGCAUUUACAUAUAUAAAUUAAUUGCAAAAUUGAAUGUACUUAUAUAUCCAUGUACAUUUCGCAGAAAGAAGUACAAAUUUUUUAAUUUUCACAUGCUAAGAUGUCGUAACAUUUUGCUAUACUAGAUGGUGCUAGCGUCGCGGUAACUUUGACAGAACUUAUAAUUUUAAUAAAUCUUUCGUCUCAUUUGCUCGUGAAAGAAAUCAUUCGUCCAUCGAGUAAUUUGUUCGGCAUACAGUUUUCGUAACGUUUAUUUACUUGCUUUGCUGUGUUUUGUGAACAAAACUACAAAUUUCAAUUCGUACCGUGUUUAGUGAUGACGUGAGUAAAAGUGAAUCGUGCGAACGCAAUACAAUGGAUCGGUGUACAAUAUUCAAUGCUGGUAAUGGGCGAUGUUCUCGUUAAGACAAAAGGCUCGUCCUUCACACAUUAGUAGAGCAUCAUUGUGCAAACAAGCUGUUAUCUACACGUAAUGUUAGAGGUGAUUAUUGUAAUGCUAAUAGCGUUACACUGCAUGUAAGUAAGGCGAGCUCGCGCUCAAACAUACUCUCACUGCGCCAAGCAGACGUUUACUAACUCUUGAUGGUGGUGGGUUCUAUCGCUUGCUGUAACCAGUACUACAGCUUACUAAUCGACAAACAACCAUGGCUAAUGUAAAGAGUAGAUUAAAAGCACCCAAAAGUGCAUCUACAAAGAAGAAGACGGGACUAAGUAAAGUAAAAAAAUCCUCAGGUCCCAAAGAGUUGUUGAAGAAUGAUAAUGUGGUGAUGAGGAGGCCGUGCAACCGUAAGAUCUUGACCGCUGAUGAAAAGGUCAAAUUCUUGUUGAAACAUGGACAUAUGCUCAAAGAGAAGUUUAUAGCUAAACCACCGGUGAAUGUGAAGCCUCCCUCGCCUAUUAAAACACCAGGCGUUUCUAAGAAAAAACAUAACAGCAAUCAUCCCAUGAUAGCAAAAAGCGGUCAUCUUAAAAAGAAUGCCAAAUGCAAUAUGAAACUCGUUGGCAAUAUAUUGAAGAAUGAACUGAUGAUAAAUGACUGCACUGCUAAGAACGGUGCAAACGGUGCAGUGUUGCGUUCACCGUUGCCAGUAGGCAUGAACAAUAACAAUGAUACAGCUAUAACAGACCAAAACAAUACAUUUCAUGACUUCUCUGAUGAGGAGUGCAAGCUCUCGGGGGAUGUGUCUGCUGCGUCUAACGAGGUUUCUGAUGAAGAAGAAUGUUCAGACAAUUUGGAAGGAAAAGAUACCAAUAAAUCUAAAAAUGGCAAGAAGGCUGGUACAAAAAAGAAGACAAGUGAACAACAUAUCAAAUUAAAAAAUGGAGUGGUGUUGUCUUUAGCUAAUUUUGAAUGUGAUCAUUGUAAGAAGACGUUCAACAAGAAGGCUGCAUUACGCAGCCACAUGUACACACAUCUUGGUAUAAAGCAGUUUCGAUGUCCGCAUUGCCCACGUUUGUUUAAGAGACGCACCAACUUACACAGUCACAUCGACCGCACUCACAAAGCUCUUGCAGAUGAUCCAGACAUUUAUGUUUGUAAUUACUGUGAUAAACCGUUCCUUGAUAAAGAAACUUUGAAGGAACAUCUUGCGUCUCACAGUCAAAGUGAAAAUCCUUUUAAAUGUAUUUACUGUAACAAAGUUUUUGCCUAUCACACUCUGUUGAUGCAGCAUGAGAGGAAACAUAUGGUGGGAGGCCGCCACGAGUGCACUCUCUGCAGCAUGUCGUACCGCUGUCGCAAUCGCCUCUACAUGCAUGUCAAAAGCCAUUUGAAAAUCAAAGAUUUUGUAUGCCAGUAUUGUGGCAAGGACUUUUUAAGACAGAAUUCACUUACAAGACAUGUUGAGGUCAACCACGGUGGACAUAGGAUUGUGUGUCCGAUCUGUAAAAAGAACUUGAAGGGGCACUUAACUGAGCAUAUGCGGACUCAUGAGAAGAAGCGUCCGCAUGUGUGUCCGGAGUGUGGACAGCGGUUCACUCAGUCCACACAGAUGAACGUUCACCGUCGCUCGCACACCGGCGCGAGGCCGUACCCUUGUCGCAUAUGCAAGCGUCUCUUCUCUCACUCCAACGCUCUUAUGCUGCAUAUUCGUCGUCACACAGGCGAGAAGCCAUUCCCAUGUGCCAUGUGUCCUAUGUCUUUCUCUCAGUUGCCGCACAUGAAAACCCACAUGAGGAAAAUACACGGCAAGGAGAACCCGUACAAGUGUGCUAAGUGUAACUCCUUCUACAAGCUCAAGGCACAGCUUGAUGUCCACGAGAAGACAUGCACAGCAGGAACGGCCGCCAAGCCUGAGCCCAAAGGUAAAAAGAAGAAGUCCAUCAAAGGUGAUGACGAGAUAGAAGUGGAGGCGUCCAUGUCUCUCUCCCGCAUGAGGUUCCUGCUCGCACUCCUCCUCACGAUGAUCGCUACCAAAGAAAAGCUCAAAUACUUAGGUUUCAACAAAAGGCUGGUGGAUGAAAUCCUUAUAGAGUCGUUGGAGGCUAUGAGUCAGACUCCUUGCAAGGACGAGUCUCUCCCGCCUGUCAAGCGCCUUCGCAAGAACAUAGAAAUGCUCCUAAUAGGGACCGUACCCAAAGACCAGAUGGAAAAUUUCAAGAAAGAGAACAAGUCUACGGAAGAUAUCUUGGAACUGUUGACGAAUGAGAAAGAGAAAUGAAGUCAGAGUAAAUUUAUGUGGUAAGCGACAUAUGGGUUUUCUAUCCUACGUUUGAUAUGUCUUGUCCAGUCCGAAGUUAGCUGUUUGUUGCGCAGUAGACUAAUUUGUUCAAAAAAAUCUACUUCGCAGCCAAAAAGCUAACUUCAGAUUUGUAAGCCAAGCCAAGAUUCGUGUGACUAUUUAUUUAUAGUUGAGGUGGGUCACGAAAAUCGCGUGUAAAAAAUGUUUAAACGACAAAGAAUGCGAUAAAGGUUUUUAAACGUCGACUAAAGAAGGUACCUUUAAACAUGUAAUAGUAUCGCGUUCAAGUCCCGAUCAUUUAUAAAUAUAAAAAAUGUAGCCCUAUUGUUUGUUUUAAAGGAUAAGCGACAAAAAAUGUGACCCUUUCGUUCAUUUGUUAUUCUUAAACAAAGUUGCACGUGUUAAAAGUUUCAUUAUUCGUCAUCACGUGUGUAGCCGUUUUAGGAAUGCCUCGCCUUUUAGUCUGACACAUCUGGCUAAAUAAGGGACAUGCUUUGGUUCAAGAUAGGUGCAUGGAAAUUACUUUAAAAAUAAAGGCAAUAUUUUUUACAGCUUUUGACGCAAAUUUUUAAUUAUACAUAGGUGCAGUGUCUAAAAAUAAUAUCGAAUGUGCGUUUCCGUGUUGUAUUUCACGAAAGCAGGGGCCCGAUUCUCCUAAGUUAAUAAUGUCAAAAUCGAAUAGAAAUCGAAUCGCAAUAUGAUCAUAAUAGCAGUUUUAACCAUAUCGGGCAUUCUGCUACUAAUAA